Messenger RNA from Protopolystoma xenopodis, 246 nucleotides. Lineage: Eukaryota; Metazoa; Platyhelminthes; Monogenea; Polystomatidea; Polystomatidae. The record is from the annotation of a GenBank genome assembly.
AUGCCUACCCGCUCUGUUGCACAAUGCAGCGCACUUGGCUCCUCUCUCUGGGGCUAUCGCAUAGGCAAAAUGAGUGGAGCUACAAGAUGCCCUGAAGAAGAGCAUGUCACUGACUCGACGACUGUAGGCCUGAGAGCCUAUGCGCAUCCCUUUCUUUCUCUUUCUCUCUCGCCUACUAUCCUUCCACUCUGCUGCCCCUCAGUCGCGGCCUCAUGCCUCUGUCGGCCAGUGCGAUGCAGCUCGUAG